Molecule: messenger RNA, 654 nt
Organism: Bradysia coprophila
Lineage: Eukaryota; Metazoa; Arthropoda; Insecta; Diptera; Sciaridae
Gene: RpS11
Product: ribosomal protein S11
Biological process (GO): translation
Cellular component (GO): cytosolic small ribosomal subunit; ribosome
Molecular function (GO): structural constituent of ribosome
Source: RefSeq, a predicted model, not a curated record
UUUUGCUAAUUUACAAUGGCUGAUCAGAACGAGCGCGCAUUUCAAAAGCAAACAACUAUCGCAGUUGUUCGUCCAAAAACCCUAUCACGCAAACUUCGUCACCACCGAGAAGUCGGACUCGGCUUCAAAACCCCAAAAGAGACAGAGCGUGCUUUCCAAAAGCAAGCGUUCAUUAACUUGAACCGUAAAGUGAAACCAGGUAUCGUGAAGAAGAAGUCACUUCGUCGACAUCGAGAGGUUGGAUUGGGUUUUAAGACACCCCGUGAGGCUAUCGAUGGCACCUACAUUGACAAAAAGUGUCCGUUCACCGGCAAUGUCAGAAUCCGUGGACGUAUUCUGACUGGUAUCGUGCAGAAACUCAAAAUGCAGAGAACCAUUGUCAUUCGUCGUGACUACUUACAUUAUAUUCGAAAAUACAGCCGUUUCGAGAAGCGCCACCGAAAUAUGUCAGUUCAUUUGUCUCCCUGUUUCAGGGAUGUCGAAAUUGGAGAUAUUGCAACCAUUGGAGAGUGCCGACCAAUUUCCAAAACUGUACGUUUCAACGUACUGAAAAUAACAAAAGGUGCCGGAGUAAAGAAAAGUUUUAAGAAAUUUUAAAGUAUGUACGAGAAAUUUCAUCAAUAAAACUUAUCCAAAACUGUAUCUGGUUUAAAA